Penicillium manginii is the source of this 450-nucleotide messenger RNA. Its product is annotated as 4-carboxymuconolactone decarboxylase. Lineage: Eukaryota; Fungi; Ascomycota; Eurotiomycetes; Eurotiales; Aspergillaceae. The transcript has a single exon. Gene Ontology annotation, molecular function: peroxiredoxin activity. The coding region runs from base 1 to 450 and encodes 149 amino acids. The record is from RefSeq and is a predicted model, not a curated record.
AUGUCUACCGACCCGAAAUUCGACGACCUACACAAACAACUCUUCGAUGAAGGGAUGAAGGUUCGCCGCGGGGUCUUGGGAGAUUCAUAUGUCGACCAAGCUCUAGAAAACGGCACUACCGAAUUCUCAAAACCGUGCCAAGAAAUGAUCACCGAAUGGGCCUGGGGAAAUGUCUGGACCCGACCUGGCCUGGAACGACGAGACCGCAGUCUGCUCAAUAUUGGCAUGUUAAUGGCCCUCAAUCGUGGCCCUGAAUUGGCUCUCCAUAUCAGAGGCGCCCGCAAUAAUGGACUGAGCGAGCUUGAGAUUCGGGAGGCGAUCCUACAUGCUACGGUGUAUUGUGGUGCUCCGGCGGGAGUCGAUGCGUUCAAAACUGCUGAACGGGUAUUCAAUGAGAUGGCUGCAAAUGGCGAGAAGCCUCGGGAGUUGGGAGAGAAGAUACAAGCUUAG